UAGGCCCUCGGCACGCCGCACGACCACAAGAUCAAGACCAUGGCCGACGCUCAAAUCGAGAAAGCUUUCCAAAAGCAAAAUCUCUUCCAAAACGCCAAAGCCCGCGGUGGCAAGAAGGUCGCGACCAAAGAGAAGCGGUGGUACAAGGACGUCGGUUUGGGUUUCAAAACACCUUCUGAAGCCAUCAACGGCACAUAUAUUGACAAGAAAUGUCCAUUCACUGGCGACAUUUCAAUUCGUGGACGCAUCCUUAGUGGCAAAGUCGUCUCAACAAAAAUGACCCGCACGAUCAUCAUCCGACGUGACUAUCUCCACUACAUUCCGAAGUAUAACCGUUACGAGAAGAGACACAAGAACUUGGCUGCUCAUGCUUCACCUGCAUUCCGUGUAGAUGUCGGAGAUGUUGUGACUGUCGGGCAAUGUCGACCACUAUCGAAGACGGUCCGAUUCAAUGUACUGCGGGUGUCGAAGAGCAAGGCUGCGACGAAGGCGUUUAACAAGUUUUAGACUAGCCUGACGUUGUGUCGUUUACACCAUGGAAUAUGUACAUGCUUAUGUUGUUGAGAAUAUUGAGCAAACAACCACC
Messenger RNA from Laccaria bicolor S238N-H82, 586 nucleotides. Its product is annotated as 40S ribosomal protein S11. NCBI's taxonomy places the organism in Eukaryota, Fungi, Basidiomycota, Agaricomycetes, Agaricales, Hydnangiaceae. The transcript has 6 exons. Gene Ontology annotation, cellular component: cytosolic small ribosomal subunit; ribosome. The coding region runs from base 40 to 507 and encodes 155 amino acids. Gene Ontology annotation, biological process: translation. Gene Ontology annotation, molecular function: structural constituent of ribosome. The record is from RefSeq and is a predicted model, not a curated record.